UUUUCUUGUUCUUGUCUCCGAAUUUCAAAUCCUUAGAGGUGUAGAGAUCGAGAAUUUGUCGGAGUAUGGAAUUUAUUGUAGAACUUUCGAAGGAAUUCAUCUUAGCCUCUUCUGUUCGAUAGGAUCCGCCUUGAAUUUCGUGGAAAUUUGGUUCUUUCUUUUGCGUUACUGUUGUGAAUUUUGAGAAUAAGAGCUCAAUUUGGGUGAAAGGGAUUUCUGGGUUUGGAUUCAUAAAGGAGAAGAAAAGAAGGUUGCUUCUCUUUGCCGGAAGCGACGCAUUGCUUCUUCUUUGGAAAGUAUGUUUUAUCACACUUAUGUGUGAACUGAUUUAGGAGUUAUUUAUCGACAUGGAAUCAACAACGGAUGAUAAAAAUGAGACAAGGAGUGAGAGACUCGAACAGGACACUGAGAAGGAAAUUGAGAGUGGAGACCAGAGUCAGGCUAAUGUAAAGGAAACGGAGAAUAAGAAUCCAGGAGAGGCAGUAAGAGAAGUAGCCUCUGUCGGGGAGCAUCGUGAUUCUCCCUGCCCAAUGGUUGUUGAGGACGGUACUCCUGCUUCUCAAAGUGAUAGUGUUGCCCUCGAGACUGGAACCGAGGAUACGAAUCCAGGGAAGGAUGUAGAAGAAGUAGCUUCAGCUGGAGAGCUUCAUGUUUCUCCUUGCCCCAUGGUUGUUGAGGAAGGUACUGCGUUUGAUUCUCAGAGUGACAGUGUUACCCUAGAGACUGGAACCAAGGAUGAUGAGUCGAAAAUGGAUACAGAGACAACUCAUGUUGACAAGAAUACUCAACUAGUGAACAGUGUGUGUCUAAAUCCUUCUCCUUCAGCGGCUUUAGACACUGACAAGGGCUUAGUCAGUCCUACCAUGGAAGCCUUGGUAGAACAGACUGAUGUGUCACUGUCUAGCCUAGUAAGUUCAAAUAUCUCAAAAGAUGGAGUAGAUUCUGCGAAGGUUGGUGGAGACACUGCCCGUGAUAAAACGGCAGCAAAACCUGAUUCUAAGUUAACAGAAGUCGAUGUCAAAGAACCUGUGGAACCAGAUGCUAAAAUGGUACUGGAGGUUAGCAAAGCUUCAGAAAAACCAAACUCAAAGUUCUCAGGAGACCAUGUCAAUGAUCCGGUCAUACCCGAUACCAAAACCGUGAAGGAGAAUGAUCAUAUGAUAGACGAGACUGACACUGUGAAUUCUGAAGCUGUACCGAAUCACGAGAAUGAGCUAUCCAAGCCUGAAAUGGAAACCUCAACAAACUCGGAAAAAGGGCCUGACUUGCCUGUCACCGACACCUUAACUGACACAGAAAAAGGGCCUGAUGUGUUGGUUGCUGGGCCCUCAGAGUUCAGUGAGAAGGGGCUAUCUAGCGUGCCUGCUAGCCUAACUUCUGAUCAUGACAAAGAAAUUGCCACUCAGGAGGCUGAACCUAGAAAAGAUCUCAAAGAUGAAGUUCCUGAUUCUGAAGCGUUUGCUGAUGCUAGUGCUGACUCCAUUAUUUACGAGGAUGUCAAUGUUGAGCCUGCUACAGACACGGAAAAGAAAGAUAAUUCCGGAGCUCCCCAAGGGAAAGACAGUGAUAAUGAGGAUGCAUCUAUGAAACAUGAUAAUUCAGAACCCAUUAUUCCUUGUCUUGCAUCUUCCGAUGUAAAGUCUGAAGAGGGACGGCAAAGAGCUUUGAACAACGGGGUCCACAAAAUAGACGCAGCGCCACCUACCUCUGAUGGGACCAUGAACUUAAGGCAUUCAUCCCUCUUGGAUGAUAUGUCUGAGGGCAAUGAAUCAGGAUCAGAAGAGGAGCAAUCUGUUUUCAUGAAAGAACUAGAGAAUUUCUUCAGAGAGAGAAGCAUGGAAUUUAAACCACCAAAGUUUUAUGGAGAGGGACUUAACUGUCUCAAGUUGUGGAGAGCAGUAACUAGAUUGGGUGGAUAUGACAAGGUUACUGCCUGCAAGUUGUGGCGACAAGUAGGAGAGUCUUUCAGACCUCCAAAGACAUGCACAACAGUGUCAUGGACUUUCCGAGGUUUCUAUGAAAAGGCUCUUCUUGAAUAUGAGAGGCAUAAAGUCAAUGGAGGCGAACUUCAAAUACCCCUUGCUUCCAAUUCAGAACCAAUGAAUAUGGAUAAUCAGGCUCCUGGGUCAGGUAGAGCUAGAAGAGAUGCUGCAGCUCGUGCAAUGCAAGGUUGGCACUCGCAGCGUGUUCUUGGAAACGAUGAAGAUAAGAGUUCAGUUCCUCAACAGAAGAAACAGAUCGGAACUCCUGGUUUAUUUAAACGUAAGAGGCCAGUGUCCACAGAACAUGGUGCAAAAUCUCCCCGCACCCAAGUGUCUAAACCUCUGUUGGAUGUGACAGUUGUUGAUGUCGGGCCACCAGCUGACUGGGUGAAGGUUAACGUACAGCGGACAAAAGAUUGCUUUGAGGUGUAUGCUCUAGUUCCAGGACUCCUCCGGGAAGAGGUCCGAGUCCAGUCAGAUCCAGCAGGGCGAUUGGUUAUAAGCGGUGAACCCGAGAAUCCUGACAAUCUUUGGGGAGCCACUCCUUUUAAAAAGGUAGUAAGCUUGCCGGCUAGGAUCGACCCACAUCACACAUCUGCAGUAGUGACUCUAAACGGGCAGUUAUUCGUCCGAGCCCCCCUCGAGCAAUCUGACUAAAUCCCGGGUUUCGCAGUUCCUGCAAAUAAAACGAAAGCGAGCCUUCCUUGUGCGGCACUGCCAAAUAGAUUUGGUUGGGAGGAAGAGAUCCGGUUGAUAAAAAGGUUAGGAACUAAUAAGGAGUCGAUGUGUCACUGUCUGUAUAUCCGGGUGGUAUAAGAACCAGAAGAUGGGUAUGUGCCCAUGUUCCAUUUACAGUAGAGAGUUGAUGAUGUCGGAGAGAGAGUAAUGUGAUAUCAGAGAUUUUGUCAUAACGUUAAAUUUAAUUAUAAAUUUAAUGUUAUGAGUAAUGCGAUCAUUAUA
Messenger RNA from Tarenaya hassleriana, 2942 nucleotides. Its product is annotated as AT-rich interactive domain-containing protein 3-like. Gene Ontology annotation, molecular function: DNA binding. The record is from RefSeq and is a predicted model, not a curated record. Gene Ontology annotation, biological process: regulation of transcription by RNA polymerase II. The transcript has 13 exons. The coding region runs from base 348 to 2639 and encodes 763 amino acids. NCBI's taxonomy places the organism in Eukaryota, Viridiplantae, Streptophyta, Magnoliopsida, Brassicales, Cleomaceae. Gene Ontology annotation, cellular component: nucleus.